UGUUGAAACUGGUACUGAGGAAAAUCCAGAAAUAGCAUAAGCAGCUGGUAUUAUGGGUAUACCAUGUGUUCAAUUUUUCAAAAACAAGGAAAAUUUGAGGUUGUUUUUCUUCUAUACUCCUGGUGCUGGUUCAACUGUCAAAUCUGGUUCAAAGGGAAAGCACCAUCAUUUGAUACUGACUAAAACCCUUGAGUGGACCUUAAAUUGGUGCAUACUACAGAGCAUGUUUGAUAGGUCCUCAAGGGUCAUAUUGCACUUGGGAAUGCUCAAUUUCCUAAUGGAACCAACGGUAAUGCCCUAGACAUUCUUGCUUGAGUUCCACUAUAGAAAAAUGGUCUUGAUUAUCGGCAUGGUACAAGCCAUGGGAUUGGGUCUUACCUUAAUGUUCAUGAAGG
This is a messenger RNA of Ziziphus jujuba (common jujube), 395 nucleotides long. RefSeq names its product autophagy-related protein 9-like. The record is from RefSeq and is a predicted model, not a curated record. The coding region runs from base 53 to 301 and encodes 82 amino acids. The transcript has 3 exons. NCBI's taxonomy places the organism in Eukaryota, Viridiplantae, Streptophyta, Magnoliopsida, Rosales, Rhamnaceae.